AUGCGUUCGACGCUCCGCCUGUUCGCUGCCGUCCGGCCGGCAGCGCAGUACCUCGAAGCCGGCACCCCCACCGGCCUGACCGGUCUCCUCACGCACCCCUCGCCGCGGUCGACACUUCUCUACCUCUACAAUUCAACCCUCGAUAAGCUCAAGGCGGUCCCCGACCACUCGGUGUACCGGCAAUCGGUCGAGGCGCUAACCAAGCACCGUCUGGCGUUGGUCGAGGGCGUGGUGCCUCCCGGACACGAUGAGUGGGCGGAGCGCGCGCGCAAGCUGCUGAGCGAACACCCGGAGCAGUUCAACGUGGCGACGGGCAGCGACAGCGUGAGCGGGGCGCGCGCGAUCAAGAUCGAGCGUGGGGCCAAGUCGUUUGUGUUGCGCAAUAUCCCGGAACAGAGAGAUAUGCGGGUUGAGGAGUGGGACGGUGAACUGGAUGAGGGCCCGGAGCUGGAGGGGAGCCGGACGUUGAAGGAGAGGGAGGACCUGCGCCAUAUUUUUGAACGUCGUGAUAUUCGUGAUGUGGAAGGGCAGGUUGAGUGGGAGCCGGAGCCGCAGCUUACGGCUGAUCAGAUUUCGGAUCUCGAGACCAAGAUUGGUGCGGGGUUAAUCGAGGAGGUUAUCCAGGUUGCUGAGGGCGAGCUCAAGUUGGUGGACAGGAUGAUUGAGGCCAAAGUCUGGGAGCCUCUUGAGGAGCAGCCGGCCGAGGGCCAAUGGGUCUAUUUCGAGCGCAAGGAAUAA
Molecule: messenger RNA, 738 nt
Organism: Dichotomopilus funicola
Lineage: Eukaryota; Fungi; Ascomycota; Sordariomycetes; Sordariales; Chaetomiaceae
Product: ETC complex I subunit conserved region-domain-containing protein
Exons: 3
Coding region: 1-738 (245 amino acids)
Biological process (GO): respiratory electron transport chain
Source: RefSeq, a predicted model, not a curated record